Messenger RNA from Acanthosepion pharaonis, 801 nucleotides. Lineage: Eukaryota; Metazoa; Mollusca; Cephalopoda; Sepiida; Sepiidae. The record is from the annotation of a GenBank genome assembly.
AUGGACUGGUUUAUGGGGAAGGGGAGACGGAAAGACAAGGAUUCUCCAACCCCACUUGUCCAAGAUGAACAACGACAAUACUUACAAGACAGUUGUGUUCAAGAGAGAAUUAUACAAGCUGAUUUUGAAAAAAUUGUUGAAAUUCCACUUUGUUUGGAUUACUGUGAAUGGUUAGCUACUCAUGUAAUUUCCUUUUUUAACCAUGUCAACCUGAUGUAUGGAGCAAUAUCGGAAUACUGUACGUCAGAAGGAUGUUCGAUUAUGAAUGGACCAGGAAAUGUGCAAUAUUUUUGGCAUGAUGAAAAAGGCAAGAAAUUUAAAUGUACAGCACCUGAAUAUGUUGAUUAUGUUAUGUCAUUCAUACAAAAGGAUAUUUUAGAAGAAACAGUUUUUCCCACAAAAUUUGGUAAUGCUUUUCCUAGCACUUUCCAAACAGUAGUGAAACGGAUCCACCGAUAUUUAUUUCACGUCCUUGCUCACAUUUACCAUGCUCAUUACAAUGAAGUUUACGUCCUUGGUUUGCACGGCCAUCUGAAUACUCUGUUUGCUCACUUCAUGGUAUUCAAUCUUCGGUUUGAUUUGCUUGAAGAGAAGGAAACCGAUGUGCUUCACGACUUGAUUAAAGCUCUCACAACUUUUGUGCCGACAGAUACAAUUAACCCUUUGACUAGCACAGCAUCUGGAGAGGAGACAGCAGCAGACGGGACAGCCAUGACCAAUGCUCCUUCACCCAACCCUGCUGCAAAUCCAAUCAUCAACCCUUCCAACAAUGAAUUAGAAAAUGAACAGAUGCGGACAUAA